Aspergillus tubingensis is the source of this 1341-nucleotide messenger RNA. Its product is annotated as o-methyltransferase. Bases 1 to 1341 code for a protein of 446 amino acids. NCBI's taxonomy places the organism in Eukaryota, Fungi, Ascomycota, Eurotiomycetes, Eurotiales, Aspergillaceae. Gene Ontology annotation, molecular function: O-methyltransferase activity. The record is from RefSeq and is a predicted model, not a curated record. The transcript is spliced from 5 exons.
AUGCCUCAUAAAAACGGCUCAACAGUCAUUGAACAUUAUAACAACGGAGAUCACACCAAUGGCAAUCACACCAAUGGACACCAUACGAAAGGCACCCAGUCCAACGGCCAUGUGCCGUCCACAUCGAACGUGAGCGUGGACACGAUUGCCAUUACACCCAAUGCACCAGACGCUGUUCCGGCUCUUAUCGACCAGAUCGCAUCCCACAAAUCCAUCUCUCUGGAGGAUUCACAAGAAAGACUAAGACUGCGAGAUGCUGCGAGAUCCUUAGCGAAUGCGCUGGAGACCCCGCGAGAAACGAUUGUUAGACAGUGCUGGACUACAGCUACUCUGCACGCUGCUAUUGAAACAGCUCUAGCUAUAGGUGUGUUCAGCGAGUUAUCUCGGGACAAACCCAAGUCUGUCGCAGAGCUUGCGGUGACUACACAAAGUGAUCCGGUCUUGUUGUCGCGCAUCAUGAAGCAUCUGGCAUCUAUGACCGUAAUCACUGAAGCGGGACCGGACGAGUACAUCGCAACGAAUCUCUCGAUCACACUGAGUGUGGAGCGAUAUGGAGAUGCUUUCCCUGCCCUCUCAGGUUGGUUAUACCCAGGUAUCUACGCUAUCCCAGCCUUCCUUAAACAAAACGGAUUCCGCAAUCCAACCGAUCCCACCAAGUCCCCAUAUCAGCUGGGACAGCGUGUCGACGAACACUUCUUCGAAUUGGUACAAAAGAACCCGACCCUUGCCAAACAAUUCGGCAAUCACAUGUCGGCGUACCAUCAGGGACGACCGAGCUGGAUGGACAAGGGCUUCUAUCCAGUCCAGGAGCGGUUAAUUGAGGGUACUGAGCUGAGCGAGAAGGACGUCUUCUUGGUUGAUGUGGGUGGUAGCACCGGGCACGAUGUGUCUGAAUUCCGUCGCAAGUGGCCGGAAGUGCCUGGGCGUCUUGUGGUGCAGGAUCUCCCUCAGGUUAUAGAAACUGUGAAGGACGUGCAUGUGUCCAUUGACCCAAUGGCGCAUAAUUUCUUUACGGAACAGCCGGUGAAAGGGGCACGGGUGUACUUUAUGCAUUCGGUUCUACAUGACUGGCCUGAUGAUGUGUGCGGUCAGAUCCUGUCCAACCUUAUCCCAGCCAUGAAACCGGGGUACAGUAAGCUGUUGAUCAACGAGUAUGUUGUCCCCAGUCUCGACGCGCAUUUCGAGACGACAAGCCUUGACAUGAUCAUGAUGUCAAUUGCCUCCGGGGAACGGACGGAGAAGCACUGGACUACGUUGAUUGAAUCGGCGGGGUUGAAAGUAGUCAAGAUCUGGACGGUGGAAAAGGGAGUGGAGAGCUUGAUAGAGUGCGAAUUGGCGUGA